Molecule: messenger RNA, 1119 nt
Organism: Parnassius mnemosyne (clouded apollo)
Lineage: Eukaryota; Metazoa; Arthropoda; Insecta; Lepidoptera; Papilionidae
Source: the annotation of a GenBank genome assembly
AUGUUUAGUAUAGCUUAUAUAAGCAAUGAUGAAUUCGAAGAAGCUGAGAAUAUUAUUCAGGGUGAACAUUAUGUAAAUAGAACUAAAUUGAAUAAGAAACUGUGCAUACAUUUAGAUAGUAAUAGUAUUAUGAGAGUAAAGACUAGAUUAGGUUUAGGAAAUUAUGAUAAAGAUUUUUCGAGUCCCAUAUUAUUACCAGGGAAAAAUGUCAUUGUAAGGCGACUCGUUGAAGAGAAACAUAUAUACUUAAAGCACAUUGUAUCACAUAUUUUAAUGUCAGAGCUGAGAAACAGAUUCUGGAUUACAAGUGUGAGAAUGCUAUGUAAGGAUAUAGUUAAGAAAUGCAUAAUUUGUCGUAGGCAAAAGGGCAUACAUUAUGAUACACCGGAGACACCACUCCCUCUUGAACGGAUUCAAGGCACGGCAGCGUUUCAAAUGACAGGUAUAGAUCUGGCCGGGCCGUUGUAUUUACGUAAUCAAGAGAAAUGUUGGGUGGUUUUAUUUACUUGCGCGACAUUUAGGGCUGUGCAUUUAGAGAUGGUAGACUCAUUGUCCACAAAUAGUUUUAUUAUGAGUCUUCGUAGAUUUAUUGCUCGAAGAGGUCGUAUAGACGUCAUUUUCACGGACAACGGAACAAAUUUUCGAGGGACUGCCAAUUUACUGAAGGAUAUUAAUUGGCAGGAGGUUGAAAGUGUGACGGCAGCCCAUGCUAUAAAGUGGCGUUUUAUUCCACCUAGAACUCCUUGGUGGGGAGGUUGGUGGGAGAGGCUCAUUAGAGUAUUAAAGGAGAUGUUGCGAAUAAUAUUGGGGCGUCAGCGAUUGACUUGGGUAGAGUUGGACACAGUCUUGUGCGAUUGUGAAGCUGUCAUUAAUAGUCGGCCACUAACAUAUGUCUCGACUUGUACCGACGAUUUGCGGCCACUUACACCUAUGUUAUUUCUACAUGGCUUACCUUCUAAUGAUACUUCUGAUUUAGAUUAUGUAGAUAAUAUGAAUUUAAAUGUAAGAUACAAAUAUUUACAAAAGUUGAGAGAAGAUUUCAGAGUUCGAUUUCGUAAGGAGUAUUUGGCUUUACUUACAGCUAGAUGGAAGGAGAAGACAAUAGAAAUGAAGAAAUGA